Molecule: messenger RNA, 948 nt
Organism: Acanthosepion pharaonis
Lineage: Eukaryota; Metazoa; Mollusca; Cephalopoda; Sepiida; Sepiidae
Source: the annotation of a GenBank genome assembly
AUGAGAUAUUUCUUCCAUACACCACCCGCCAUUUUCCCUCAGCUCUUAUUCUUAUUCAUCGAUCUAUCUAUCUAUCUAUCUAUCUAUCUAUCUAUCUAUCUGAAUAAAUUUAAAUCUAUCUACGCGAAUCGUUUCAAUAUCUAUCUAUCUAUCUAUCGAUCUAUCUAUCUGAAUAAAUUUAAAUCUAUCUACGCGAAUCAGUUCAAUAUCUACUAUCUAUCAAUCCAUCUAUCUAUCUAUCUGAAUAAAUUUAAAUCUAUCUACGCGAAUCAGUUCAAUAUCUAUCUAUCUAUCUAUCUAUCUAUCUAUCUAUCUAUCUAUCUAUCUAUCUAUCUGAAUAAACUUAAAUCUAUCUACGCGAAUCAUUUCAAUUUCUAUCUAUCUAUCUAUCUAUCUAUCUAUCUAUCUAUCUAUCUGAAUAAACUUAAAUCUAUCUACGCGAAUCAUUUCAAUAUCUAUCUAUCUAUCUAUCUAUCUAUCUAUCUAUCUAUCUAUCUAUCAGGAUAUAUCUCUGCUCUGAUCUAUCUAUCAAUCUAUCAGAUUAUUCAUUCAUCUAUUCAUUCAUCUAUCUAUCUAUCUAUCUAUUCUAUCUAUCUAUCUAUCUAUCCGAUGUUUCUAUCUAUCACAUUAUCUAUCUAUCGAUCUAUCCGAUUCGUUUUAUCUAUCUAUCUAUUCAUUCAUCUAUCUAUCUAUCUAUAUAUCUAUCUAUUCUGUUUCUAUAUUCAUUCAUUCAUUCAUCUAUCUAUCUAUCUAUCCGAUUCUAUUUCUAUCUAUCAUUCAUUCAUCUAUCUAUCUAUCUAUCUAUCGAUUCUGUUUCUAUUCGAUCUAUCUAUCUAUCUAUUCAUUCAUCUAUCUAUCUAUCUAUCUAUCUAUCUAUUUCAGUCUGUCCAUAUCUAUCUAUCUAUCUAUCUAUCUAUCUAUCUAUAUCUAUCUAUCUCAGUCUGUUGA